GCCGGCUCUCGGCUGCUGCCUGCGGCGCCGCCGCUGCCCUGGGCGCCGGGCCGCGCCGGGUCCCUCCCCCGGAGCCGCCCAGGCACCUCCCUCGGGCCGCGGCGGUGACUCACGGCGGAGGAGGAGGCUCGGCUCCGCUCCGCUCCGCUGCUCUCGCCGCCCCUGCCCAGCGCGCCCGCCGUCGCCGGAGCGCCGGGGCCGCGGGCCCCGCACCAGGGCAGUUCCCUUGUACAUUUUUCCCAGCUCCAGUCACUGAUCAGGACUGAACACGUGGAUUAUCUGAUCUGUGGUUUCUAGAAGCAGGAAAUCCAGGAGCUGGCAGGAGGGGAAUGAACCGUGAGGGCGUCCCCGGGAAGAGUCCGGAGGAGAUGUACAUUCAGCAGAAAGUGAGAGUCCUGCUCAUGCUCAGGAAGAUGGGAUCAAAUCUGACGGCCAGUGAGGAGGAAUUCCUGCGCACCUACGCGGGGGUGGUGAACAGCCAGCUGAGCCAGCUGCCCCAGCACUCCAUCGAGCAGGGUGCUGAGGAUGUUGUGAUGGCAUUUUCCAGAUCAGAGACAGAAGACAGAAGACAGUAACUCCAGGACACCUGAACAAGACAGAACUGGAGAGGACAGUGAGAUCCCUGAAGAUAGAGGAGGAUGGCUGAGCAUUAAUAAGUUCCUCUGCCCACCCUAAUUGUACCUUGGUGUUCCUUCUCCUUUGUAAUGUUGUUUCCCUUUGCCCAAUCCUCAGAAUGCAUCUCACAGCCAUCUCUUCCUGUCAGAUUUUGCAACUCAGCCGGGCUGUGUUCAUUAAGGACAAACCUGAAGGUGUGGUUCUGGUUGGCUCAAAGGGACAGGCUGUGGUUGGAUAAAGGAAGGCAAUUGUUCAAACUUGACCAAUGGAAACCUUUUAUCUCACAUUUUAUUUUAUAUUUUAAACAAAGUCUCUUGACAUCCUACUUCUAAAGAAGCUUUUCAUGCUGUGGUGCUUAUUUAGGUCAAACUUGUGAAUUUGAAGAGGGUUUGAUUUCACUGCAUAGAACUGGAAGCAACUUGUGAUUGGGUGACAAUGCAAAAGCUUUCCCUUCAGUUGGCUUGCAGGUAUUUUGCUGACUCCAACAUUUUCAUUGCAGGAAGCUGAUGUUUCGGUGCAUUGUUUAUUUCUUUAUACUUACUGACUUGGGGGGGAAAAGACAGAUGUGCUUUGCAAUAUUUAUUACAUCUACACACAUAUAAAUGCUUGCUUUUGGGGGGUUGUUUUGGUUUUUUUGAUUGGCUUUGAAGUCAUGGUUUGAUUUCCUUUUGGCUGCAGUGUUUCUGAUGCAAUCAGUUUUUCCAUACUCAGCUGCUCUCUGGCCUCGAGCUCUUUUGGGAGCGUGUGUCAGAGCAGAUCUGGGUCAGGGGUGCACCUGGCCAGGCUGGGGCUGCCCAGCCCUGCUGCCCUGGGGGCAGUGCCCAGCCUGGCACUCCUGCUGCCCACACAGGAGCUGGAGGUGUUCUGCAGGAAUUGAGAGAAUGAGAUCUAAGGCUGUGACGUGAACUUGCCAAAUUUGUAUAGAGAAUGUGUGAACUUGUUUAAAAUACUAGAGUUCCACUUUAACCCUUUGAUUGCUGCACAAGACUAGCUUUCACAUUAGGAACAAUUAAUGAUGAUUAACUUAAAUCCAGCUUGCACUAGGCUGUAAUAAACUGAAGUUUCUAGUCACUUGAAAAAUCGAACCUGGUUUCCCUCCCUGCAGCUGUGUGGUGCUGGGGACAUUCUCUGGACAGCAGCAUGUUUCUGGGCACUACACAGGAGGCAGCAGGGCUGCACUGGGCUGUCCAGCACUGAGUGCACAGGGGACACUCUCAGGUUUGCUCUCUGUAGCUGCAGGGCCUUAAAACACACCCAGACCUUCACAGACUGAAGAGCCUGCAGUGGAAUUCCUGUGGUGCACUGAUGUUCAGGAAUCCGCACAUAGUUCCAGCACUGCUGCCUAAAACCAAGCACUUCAUUUUUCUCUCAUGUGUGCAGGUGGUUUUUACAAAACUUCUGGAUUUUGCUGUGGGUUGCACUGACUUUGAGAUGUUUCAGAAUCUAUUAAAGCUGAACUCAAUUUA
Molecule: messenger RNA, 2081 nt
Organism: Oenanthe melanoleuca
Lineage: Eukaryota; Metazoa; Chordata; Aves; Passeriformes; Muscicapidae
Gene: CTNNBIP1
Product: catenin beta interacting protein 1
Exons: 5
Coding region: 330-575 (81 amino acids)
Biological process (GO): negative regulation of Wnt signaling pathway
Cellular component (GO): cytosol; nucleus; beta-catenin destruction complex
Molecular function (GO): beta-catenin binding
Source: RefSeq, a predicted model, not a curated record